This is a messenger RNA of Bactrocera oleae (olive fruit fly), 2908 nucleotides long. It is a transcript of the gene natalisin, whose product is annotated as natalisin. The record is from RefSeq and is a predicted model, not a curated record. NCBI's taxonomy places the organism in Eukaryota, Metazoa, Arthropoda, Insecta, Diptera, Tephritidae.
UGCAAAAACGCUUCGAAACACCACGUCGUGCGCGUUAGUGGUGUUUGAAAAAGAAUAACCGGGUACACAAUUUGUGGCCACAAUAAACAAGAACACCAAGUGGACACCAGAGGAAGCAAAAAACAGAAAGUAAGCAGCACAACAGCGGGUGGGAAGCCGUGCUGGCAUUUUCGCUCAUUUCAAUUGCUUGUUCAAGUGUAUGCAUGUGUGUGUUUGCAAGAAGGAACCGAAAACCGAGAAACGGCAUGAAGAUUACGCUUCUCGUGCUCCUCGCCACGCUUACGGCUUAUUGCGGUGCAUCGGUAUUAUCUUUGCCACCAUCGCUUAUCGCCACAGCGGCAUCCUUGGCACGGCACCAUGUUCGCCAAACACGAGACAGCCACGGAAGCGCUACCAUAACAGCUGGUGCCACCACGAUUCAUUUACCACAGCAGCACAAUCAUCCCGUUGCAUAUCCGCAGCCGCUUCAAUGGCAGGCGGUGCGUCCGAAGAAGGACGCAACCGGCUUUCGAUUAGGCAGCAAUAUUGCCACAAAUGGCUACACUGGCACAGACACCAGCAGCGAUGAUAGUCUAGGCCUGCUCAGCAUAGAUAACAACAACAAGGUUAGCGGCAAUCUUGCAGAUGGUAAGGAUGCAUAUGAAAGUCGCAGCGGCAACGGCAUUCGAAAAUUACCGGAUGAAUACAAUAUAAAUGCGCUACUGGCAGGUGCCGCUGAUCGCUUGGAAUGGCAAAAUGAAAAUGCCCAACAGCAACAACCACGAUCAGCACAAUGGUGGCAUAUACAAGCACCGCGGAUACGCGCUAUGCAGAUGAAGGAAUUUUUUACGCCGCUCAAGUAUUGGGCUCACCAUUGUCAGCCGCCUGAACACAACUGUCCGCAGGAGUACUACCGAGCGCUGCUCGCUGACAGAAGCCGAGCGGCCGCUGCAGAAGCUAAACUAAUGGAUGAUUUCACCGCCAGCGACGGUGAGGAAGUGAAGGUGAAACAACUAAACACCAGCGCUAGCGCUGCCAAUGAAGAUGAUGAUGUUAACGUGAACGCGCAUGUAUUCACCCAAAACGAUGACGGCGGCGGCUUCUAUGAUUCUAUGGACAACAUUAAUGAUGAUGACGCUGUAGAUAAUGUCUACAACGAUGCUGAUGCAGUUGCUGAAAUGUCGUACGAUGAAGAUGAAGGCGGCAAUGCCGGCAAUGACAUUUUAAUGCUGCUCAGCGGCGAACAAGAUGUCAUGAAAUUCCUGAGUUGGGCCAUGGAGCAGCUCUAUCCAUAUCAGCAUUUUGUACGGCUGAAUGGUAGUGAGCGUGCGGAAUACUACCACCCAGGCAUGUUCAACUGGAAGAAAUUGAAUUUAUCGGGACACCUCGAACCACCUUUGAUGGUGGAGGAGCCGCAAUAUGUAAUUGUGCGGCGUGAGCAGUUGGAAGACGACUUGCCACCAGGCAUACGCAUCGAAGACCGCAAACCGAAGCAGCGCAGUUCGCUUUUUCAGAGUAUUUUCAAUCUCAACCACGGCCCACAGUACAAAGACGAUCCAUUUAUACCACCGCGCGGCCGCAAACACAAUUUGCCCGAUCUGGAUGCAUUGUUGAAUCGCUACGAAACGUUUGUGCCAAAUCGCGGCAAACGCGACAAAAUCAAAGACAUUUUCAAGUAUGACGACCUAUUUUUUCCGAAUCGCGGCAAAAAGCAUAAGCCGCCAACGACCGCAACUGUGGCGCUGAUCGAACAGCUACAGCAUAACAGUGACGACAAAGCGAACGAUAUGAAUGCGAUUGACAACCUGCCUGAAGGCAAUGUUGACACUGGUGGCCAGAUUGAUGGGAGAAGAACGCUGCUGUUACGCAAUCAAGUUGAUAGCAGCGAUGACAGCAAUUUGACAGCGUCGCCUGCUGCAGUUGCUAUCAGUCGUCUAUUGGCUGGAUGGAUGAAACGCUUGCGACCGCAUGAUGGAACACAGAGAAGUGGCUUUGACAAAAACAAUGAUGACAACAGUUACAGUGAAACAAUUGACAGCGAUGUUGCAAUUGCUAAUGGCUACAGCAGCGGCAAUGGCGAACUCCCUGCCAGGAUUGCGCGCUUACGCCGCUUGCCAACUGCAAUCGGUGGCAUAACACGAAUGGCAGCAAAUCGUUUGAUCUCAAUGCCUCCAACAAUAAGUUCUGCAGAACGGCAGCAAAACAAGAGGCCAACCAGACGGCAAGGGCGCUUACCACAACAACAAGCAGCAAUGCUUCGGUAUUUUAUUCGACAAUUACGGCAGCAGCAUGCCCAACGACGCGAUAGCUGGCAAUUGCCAUUGCUAUCGAAUCAGGUGCGAACUAACAAUAACGAUUUAGAUCUGUUGACAUGGCGACAGCAACAACAAGAGAAUAAUAAUAAACCUUGGACAGCACCACAUCCACAAAUCACAUGGCUGCAACACUCACAAUUGCAACAAGAAAAAAUAGAGCAACCAAAAGGAGAACGAACCGAACACCAUCGCCUGCAACGUUUGUUUGGCGGUAUAGCCGCAGGGCGCAGCUCUCGAGAGACGAAAGAUAUUGGUGGCAUAUAAAGUUUAAUGUUGCCACUGGUGGCUCCAUUAUUCUUGCUCAUUGCCUUCAGCACUCUUGUAACAAUCGAAAUUUAUUACAGAAAAUAUCACUAACAUGCUUUCGAGAGAAAAACCACUGAAACCAAUUCUGACCCACGGUCGAAAUAGAGUUGAAAAUUAGUAGAAGCGUCAGUAAACGAAAUGAACCGUUCGUCAACACUAAAUAAUAAGCUAAAAUGCACUUAAACGUAUAUCAACGCAUUGUAUUUAUAUGUAUAAACAUUUACUGCAUAUGCUCCCCACACAUAUCUCGAUGUAUUCAUAUGAAUUAUUGGAAAAUUUCAAUUAAAGUUCUAACUGUAAGCAAUUGA